UAUUAGACAAAUAGUACUUAAACAGAAAGAAAGUACAAUGGAAUAGUUUUAGUCGACUAAAAUAUAUCAGUACGAAAUAUCUAUCUCAUCGAAGAAAGGGAUUGAUAUAAAGCGAUUAAAUCAACAGCACCCCUUGCCACCAAAAUACUUUGACAUGUGUGAUGGAAGCAGGCAGCAAAUGGAGAAUUACAUCGUAAGAGAGUUCCAAAACUUACAUGUUUUGUCUACAUGUAACUUAGAGAAAAUGGACGAAUUAGUUCAAGAUUUAACCAAUGCUCUUGAAGAAACAUCCAGGAACAAUGGGGAAGAAAAUUCGGCACCGACCAUUAUCAGAAGGCAUUACAAGAAGAAAAAACCCCGAAAACGGCGGUCGAACACCAACUUGAUAUGGGAAAGUGGCAACUUCAGCGAAGCCUCAGAAAGCAGUUUAGAUGAAGCUUUUAAAGACUACAUCCAGAGUGUUGUUCAGCACAGUGAUUCGGAUGACUUGGACGUUGUUAAACAUCUAUCCCAAAUAGGACUUCCUCUUCCUGCUAUGGUUCCACCUGUGGAAUCCGAUUCCGUACCAGAAACUUUUUCCCCGACUGACACGCAACGGAGACGGAGAAAAUUUCGCAGUAUGACUGUCGACCCGAUCUCCUGCGACCACUUUACUCUGACUCGGUGUAAAACCAAAGGUUCACGGAUCUCGACGCGACAGAGGAUGUUUCACGAUGGCAACAUGAAUUUAAAAUGUUUAACCGAGUCAGACGACGCUAUGAACAUUUUACCGGGGAAACGAAAACGAAGUCGCAAGUAUGACUUUUUUUGUACGAAUGGAAGCAACAGUGGUGAUAUCAGAAAAAUCGAACUUUCGUCCUUCAAUCAUGACAAUACUAGCAGCUCAUUGAGUAGCAGCGAGAGUGAUGCAGGUUUAAUUACCAACGAUGAAUCUCGAGAAGCUGAUGACGAACAGAGUGAUUUCUACUAUGAACCAGGGUCUGCCUGUGGAGUACCAAGCAUUAUUCCUAUUUGGGAAACAGAUAAGAUGGAUGAUGAAGACAAAGAGGAUGAGUUUCAAAAGAUUUUCACUGGGACAUUUGAACAUCUCCCAAAAUCUUCACAGCUAAGUUAUACUGCCAGAGUUAAAAAGUUAAUGUGUGGAAGACAAAUCCGUUCAGGGCGAAGAAAAUUAAAAGGAAAGAUUCCUGGGUAUUCCAUGUCAAGAUUUCUACAGGAACAGCAAAAAUGGAAUGCUUUACAGAUGAGACAUCGGACAUCUUUACAUGGGCACGAAUCAUGCGAUCAUAAACGGCAAAGAAAAAUUACAUCUUGUGAAGGGUGCCAAGGUGAAGAUACGGACACUAUAAGUGAAUCAAAUGGUGGAAACCAUUUAUUACAUAACACAAGUUUGAAAACAGGAUCAGAACAUAGUCUCUCAGGGGAGGGUGUUGCUCAACCUAUACAAACGGAUAUAUAUAAGAUCUAGAUGACCUGAGCCUUGACCCCCAACAAACAAGUGUUGGUCACUGGAACUGCCAAAUUACAGUUUAGUAUAUAUAUAUAUAUAUAUAUAUAUAUAUAUAAUGUUUCUCAGUUAUAAGGGAAAGAACAAUAAGAUCUAAGUUAAAACAAACAAGAAAAUCAUUAAAUCAUUUUUAGUUAUUUUGACACAAAAUCUAUAUUUGAGGAUGACAGAGUACAUCAGUCUAUUUAUUUAAUAAGAAAUCUAAAUCUUCUUGUAACCAGAAGAUAAAAUAUAUGCAGAAAAAAAUAAAUGUAUAACAACUCAGAUUAAGCUAGUGAAAGAUGGAAAAGCUAUUUAGUUUUAUCUUUGGAGAUAUCCUAACGAGGAUUCUAUCUUAGUGCCAAUGAAUUAGAGGUUCCAAAGCUCAUUUGAUCAAUUUGUCUCAUCAACAAAAUUUCAAAUUAAUUAUUCACAUCAUUGUUACAUUUUCAUUGAGAUUUAUUCCAUCCCUCCCUAAACCAUUUCCAAACAUAUGUCAUGUGUCUUUGUAUGUUUUGAUAUACUGUCUCCACACUCUCCAGCUUUUAUUGUUAUUUCAAAAUAAGGGCUGCAACUGGCAAAAUCGGUAGAGUGCUGAGGAAAAUGCCUUAUGCUUAUUUAACUAUGUUUCUUUGCACUCUGAGCUACAAUCCCUCUGGAAAUCAAUAAAAUGUUAUGCCAAUCAAGUACUUGGUUCAAUUUAAUUGAUUAUAAAUUCUGCCUAUGUGUUAGUGUUUGAAAUUUGGGGUCAGUUUUGUUUUUCAUCCUUCUGGGGUUGAUAAAAUGGGUACUAGUAAUAUAUUGGUAUUGAAUUAAUUGACUGUACCCUUCUUCAAACACACACUCAUCCCCUAAAGAAAUUUCUAAUCAUGUGUUAAUGUUAGAAAUCUCUUUUAUUAAUUCAGUAGAGCAUCAGACAGAAUACAUUUCAGUUUUUAAUUCUGGUUCUUUACAUUCUGUGUUCAGAUCUGAUCAGAGUCAAGUCAACUUUGCCUUUCAUCCUUCUUAGGGUGACAAAGUACCAGUCAAGUACUGGGUUUGAUUAAAAUUAUAUCUAUUCUUUAAAUCUGAGGCCUUGUACCUAUAUUAGAAAACAUUAUUAAUAAAUUGGAGAAUUUACAGAAAUAAUGCUCUGGACUAAAUAUUUUGCAGUAUUUAACUGUCUCACUUCAUUCUGGGUUGAAAUCCUGCAAAGGACACUUUUGUCUUUCACUUCACUUGGUGUUGACAAAGUAAGUACUUGUGUAUAGGAGUCAGUUCAAUGUAUACUUCUUCUACAAUAGCGAAGCUUUGUGCCAGUGUAAGAAAUCAUUAUGUGAGGCAUGGUUCAAUGUUGAAUGCAUAGCUAACAGAAUCCAUGGCCUGUCUAAAAUUCUGGUUGGUACGGCUUCAUUGACCAUGAUAAUCUACUUGGGAAAGACCCAAACUCCACGACUAUUUCAUCUCCAUGAUUCACACCUAAUUAAGCACAUGAAUAUUUAAUUAACAAUUUACAAAAAUCAAUUUGAAUAACCAUAUGGAUGGUUAAAAUAUAAAUACAAGGAUGACAUAAACAACAGAAAUUAAAAAAAAAUAUUUCACUAUUUUCAUUUGAUUUGUUUUUGUAAAUCAAAGAUAAAUGCAUCCACUUUAGUUUCUACAUGACAUUUAGUAUUUUAUUUAUUCUGAAUUCUUGGAAACAUAUUUGUAAUUUGAAAUUGAUAUUCCUUUGUUUUUUAAAAAAACAACUAUAAAAUUAAAUCUUAAAAUUCUCUU
This is a messenger RNA of Octopus bimaculoides (California two-spot octopus), 3241 nucleotides long. RefSeq names its product G patch domain-containing protein 2-like. NCBI's taxonomy places the organism in Eukaryota, Metazoa, Mollusca, Cephalopoda, Octopoda, Octopodidae. The record is from RefSeq and is a predicted model, not a curated record.